Emiliania huxleyi CCMP1516 is the source of this 867-nucleotide messenger RNA. RefSeq lists its product as hypothetical. The record is from RefSeq and is a predicted model, not a curated record. Gene Ontology annotation, molecular function: protein binding. The transcript has 2 exons. The coding region runs from base 1 to 867 and encodes 288 amino acids. NCBI's taxonomy places the organism in Eukaryota, Haptophyta, Isochrysidales, Noelaerhabdaceae.
AUGGGGCAGCGCAUCAGCGCGGAGACGAAGGCGAUGCGCAUGCCGGACGUGCGCGUUGAGGGCCCUCCCCGACUCCUCUACGACAGCGUGCGCGGCGGGCCGCACCGCCCCUUCGUCUCCGGCGGAGGCGAGAACGGGUGCAACGCCUCCAUCGUACACGUUGUGUACGAGUCGCGCCAGAUGUACCCGGCGUACGUGAUCGAGGUGCGGGCGAUGGGCGUGGCGGCGGUGGCGGCGGCGCUGCGGGCACACGGGUCGGUCAGUCGCGUCGCGCUUGCGGCUUGCGAGCGGUUGGUUAAUCUGUGCGGUGAGGUGCAGAACAGGCAAGCUGCGGUGGACGCGGGCGGCAUCGAGGCGAUCGUAGCGGCGCUGCAGGCGCACCCGCAGGUGGCGGACGUGCAGCAGAAUGGCUGCCGGGCGAUGGCCUUCGUAUGCGCCGGCACCGACGCCGCCGGAAUCGCACGCAAGCGCGCAGCAGACGUGGGCGGCAUCGAGGCGAUCGUGGCGGCGCUGCAGGCGCACCCGCAGGUGGCGGGUGUGCAGGGGAAUGGCUGCUGCGCGCUGGGCAACGUGUGCGUCGGCACCGACGCCACAGGAAUCGCACGCAUCCAGCGCGCAGCAGACGCGGGCGGCAUCGAGGUGGUUGUGGCGUCGCUGCAGGCUCACUCGCAGGAUGCGGGCGUGCAGCAGUCUGGCUGCCGGGCGCUGUUCAACGUGUGCAACGGCAGCGACGCCGCAGCGCGGGCGCGGAGGCAGCGAGCUGUGACUGCGGGCGCGACCGAGGCGGCGGUAGGGGCUAUGCAGGCGCACCCGGGCGAUGCAGCUGUCCAGAGGCACGGACAGCGUUUGCGUGAUCUUCUUGCCUGA